Empidonax traillii (willow flycatcher) is the source of this 2880-nucleotide messenger RNA. RefSeq lists its product as uncharacterized. The record is from RefSeq and is a predicted model, not a curated record. NCBI's taxonomy places the organism in Eukaryota, Metazoa, Chordata, Aves, Passeriformes, Tyrannidae. Gene Ontology annotation, molecular function: RNA-DNA hybrid ribonuclease activity; nucleic acid binding. Gene Ontology annotation, biological process: DNA integration.
AUGCCUCCAUUAGAGUCAUCUACGGACGAAGAAGAAAAAGAGCGCCUUGAUAAAACACCGUUAGCGAGAAGAACUCGGAGGGGGGGAAGGGAGCGAGGGAAACACCGGGAACAAAGGAGGGCUGUGUCACCCUCCCCUCCAAGGUUAAUGGCCCCUUUGCGCAAAGCGCAAUUGGAUCAUCAAUUUCUAAGCCCGGAAUGUUUAUUAGAGAGGGAUUUAUUGUCUUCCCUACAAGCCACAAUUGUGUUUGAAAAGGGUAGGGUCAAAUUAGAGAUUCCAGAAGAAAAUGUGGCACAGAUAUUUGCUGUAAAUGAAAUAGAAACAAAAGCAAUUCCUCAUGAAAUAGAACAAGCAGUGGUCCCUUAAGUAUGGGAGACUGGGGCCCCAGGAUUGUCCAAAGCAGCAACCCCGGUAGUAAUAGAGCUCAAAGAAAGAGCACAGCCAGUACAGGUAAAACAGUACCCAAUCAGUUUAGAAGCAAGAAGAGGGGCAGCACCUUUAAUCAAACAAUUUCUAGUUCUUAGAAUAUUACAAGAAUGUGAAUCAGAAUUUAAUACACCUAUUUUUCCAGUCAGAAAACCUAACGGAAAAUACAGAUAAGUACAAGAUCUACGGGCGGUCAAUUUGUUAACUAAAGACAUUUACCCUCUUGUAGCGAAUCCCUAUACCCUGUUAACAUCUGUUUCUGAGAAAUUCCAGUGGUUUUCAGUAAUAGAUCUGAAAGAUGCCUUCUUCUGCAUCCGAGCUCUGGGACUGCCCGAUUUCACUAAAGAUUUCCAUCUGUAUGUCUGUGAAAGACAACGAUUGGCUCUGGGAGUACUCACCCAACGAUUGGGACCGUGGAAGAGACCCGUCAGGUACUUCUCAAAACAAUUGGACGCUGUAAGUGGGGGAUGGCCUGGUUGCCUGAGGGCGGUGGCAGCCACAGUGACACUAAUUCAGGAAGCACGUAAGCUGACACUGGGAAGGCACAUCACAGUGUACGUACCACAUAUGGUUAUUGCAGUUCUGGAACAGAAAGGAGGGCAUUGGCUCUCCUCUAGCAGAAUGUUGCAAUACCAGGCCCUGCUCAGAGAACAGGAUGACAUUGAAUUAAAAGUCACUAACCAUCUCAAUCCAGCUGAGUUUCUCAGGUCCACACAGGAAGAGGGAGUCCUGGAACAUGACUGCAUGGAGACUAUCGAGCAUGUCUAUGCAAAUCGGAAGGACCUGAAAGAUGAACCGCUGAAAAAUCCAGAUUGGGAACUGUUCACAGACGGAUCAAGUUUUGUGGAAAACGGAACCAGGUAUGCUGGGUACGCGGUGGUUACUUCACAGGGGAUUGUAGAAGCAAAAGCACUGUCCCCAGGAACAUCUGCACAGAAAGCUGAGAUUUGGGCACUGGUGAGAGCCCUGAAUCUGAGUCAAGGAAAAAGGGUGAACAUAUGGACUGACUCUAAAUAUGCCUUUGGAAUAGUCCAUGUACAUGGGGCACUGUGGAAGGAAAGAGGGCUACUUACUUCCCAAGGCUCAGCCAUAAAGCACCGGGACGAAAUACUACAACUCCUGGAAGUCAUACAUCAACCAGCAGCCGUAGCGAUAAUGCAUGUAAAAGGACACCAGCCUGAUUCAGGACCCGAGUCUCAAGGGAACAGACUGGCAGAUCAGGCAGCUCGGCGGGUAGCUACAGGAACUUGGACUCAAAUGGCUUUGUUACCAACUCGUGAUAAUCCAGCAGCAGUGCACAUGGAAGACAAACCCCAUUAUACACCAGAGGAUGAGAAAUUGGCCCAAAUGAUGGAAGCAAAGAAAAAUGUGCAAGGAUGGUAUAUUAGCCCUACUGGUCAGGUAAUACUGCCAAUCAGAAUAAUGAAGACAGUACUUGAAGUUGAACAUGGUAAGUGCCAUUGGGGUGCAGAGGCUUUGGUAAAAUUCCUAAAACAGCAGAUUUUCUCGAAUCAGAUGUUAACACUAGCAAAAAGGGUAAAUGCAACCUGCCCGGCCUGCAUUAAAAAUAACCCUAUAGUUAGAAAACAGGUACAAAUGGGGAAACUUCAAAUUGGGCAACUUCCAGGAGAUUAUUGGCAAGUAGAUUUCUCAGAAUUACCAAAAGCUCAAACAUACAAGUACUUACUAGUGUACGUGUGUACUUUCUCAGGAUGGCCAGAAGCCUUCCCAUGUAGAACUAAUCAAGCAAAGGAAGUAGUGAAAACCCUCCUAAAAGAAAUCAUUCCGAGGUUUGGAGUACCUUUAGGAUUGUCCUCAGAUAGGGGGCCACAUUUCAUUGCAGGAGUCGUACAGGAUUUAGCCACAAUGUUAGGAAUAACAUGGAAUCUCCACACUCCAUGGAGACCACAAUCUAGCGGACAGGUAGAGAAAAUGAAUCAGACUUUAAAAAAUCAAUUAAAGAAAAUUUGUCAAGAAGCAAAAAUCCAGUGGCCACAAGCAUUGCCGCUUGCUCUGUUAAGAAUUAGAAUUAAAUCCAGAGAAAGAAUAGGGGUGAGCCCUUAUGAGAUCCUAUAUGGAAAACCAUACCAUGCAGCAACCUACCGGGGUGAUCCUCAUGUACUGGGGGACCAAGUUGUAUUUAACUAUAUUUUGUCUCUAAAAAAGACCCUUGCAGCACUCCGAGGAGCCUUACAGCGGAAUCGGCCCCUGCCUCUGGAAAAUCCAGUGCAUGACAUCUCUCCAGGAGACCAGGUCUACCUAAAGAAUUGGUCAGCAGAACCACUGAGAGAAUCAUGGGACGGGCCUCACCAGGUGUUGAUGACGACCUACACAGCAGUCAAGGUCGAAGGCAUCGACAACUGGAUUCACUACACGAGGGUCAAGAAAGUUCCCAAGCUGUGGUCUGCAGAGCCCAUUGCACCGACCAAAACGGUGUUCAGGGCCGUCAAAUAA